ACUAGUCUCGGAAGGAGGGGGAGGGGGAGGAGGCCGAGGGGGGAGAAGGGGGCUGGGGGGAACAAAAGGGAAGCAGCUGCUAAACGUCCUGAAGGAGAGACCCACAGAGUCCGUGAGGCCGCACAGACGGGGACAGACAGACGGGCACCCAGACGCCCGGGGGGCAGCUCGCGGGGAGCCGGCCCGGGAGACCCCCAGGGCCAGGGGGCCCGGGGUGGACAGACACAGGCCACAGACAGGGAGACAGGGCGAGCAGACGGGGAGGGGGUGUCAAAGCCAGAGAGCCCAGACGGCCAGCCAGACGGAGAGAUCGAGGGACAGGGACAGGGAGCGAAGGAGGGGACAGGAGCAAGGAAGGAGAGAGGAGGGGGAGAGGGGUCCCAGUAGCAGGAGGAGGAGCAGGGGGAGGGCAGCAGACAGAGGCCGGCAGCCUUUGAAGAAGGAGCAGCCGCGUCCCCAGGGCUGGGGUCAAGCCAGGUCGCCGGCCCGCGGGGCGGCCGGCCAGCAGCAUGAGCGGCUCGGCCCUCCUGAGGAGCAGUUCCGGCAAACGGGGCCUGGACAAGCUGGUGAGAUGAUGAAGCCGGACUUCGCGGCCACAUUCACCACCCCCUUAGUGCACCAGCCCUGCAUGGGAGGCGCCACAGGGCCGUGGCUCACCACUCAGCGGAGCGCGGAAGAUGAGGAGGAGGCCGCCCGGGAGCGGCGCCGCCGGGAGAGGGACCGGCAGCUGCGGGCCCAAGACAAGGACGGAGGCGGCCAGUCCCCCAAGCUGCCCGAGCAGGAGACCCUCCUCAGCCUGAAGCCCUCAGAGGCUCCAGAACUGGACGAGGAUGAGGGUUUCAGCGACUGGUCCCAGAAGCCGGAGCAGCAACGGCAGCACUGGGGGGCCGGGGAGACCUCCAGCUGCGGGGAGCCCCCUUGGGGCGAGAGUCCGGAGGGGCAGCAGGAGGCGGACAGGUCCCACCAGCAUGCCUGCAGGAACCAGGAUGGAAAUGAGCAGAGCCCAGCCAGCGUUUGCCUGGAGGCGCUGCAUCUGAGCCCCAGCUCAGAGCUCCAGGAGGGGCCGGCAACAGAGGAGAUAGAGCCCAAGAGCCCAGAGGGGACCAUGAAGGGCAGCCUGGGGCCAGCAGAAGCUGAGGAGGCAGAUGAGCAGCACCAGAAACGCCAGCAGCCCAGGACACCCAGCCCCCUGGUCUUGGAGGGCGCUGCUGAGCAGGGCUCGCCUCCCCUGAGCCCCAGCACCAAACUCAUCGACAGAACCGAGUCCCUGAACCGUUCCGUCAAGAAGAGUAACAGUGUGAAGAAGUCCCAGCCAGCACUGCCCAUCUCCAAGAUUGAUGAGCGGCUGGAGCAGUACACCCAGGCCAUCGAGACUGCUGGCCGGACCUCCAAGCUAACCCGCCAGCCCUCCAUUGAGCUGCCCAGCAUGGCCGUGGCAAGCACCAAGAGCCGGUGGGAGACAGGAGAGGUGCAGGCUCAGUCCACUGCCAAGGCCCCCUCCUGCAAGGAUAUUGUGGCUGGAGACAUGAGCAAGAAAAGCCUCUGGGAGCAGAAAGGAGGCUCCAAGACAUCAUCGACAGUUAAGCAGAGCACCCCAUCUGGAAAGAGGUACAAGUUCGUGGCCACCGGACAUGGGAAGUAUGAGAAGGUGCUCGUGGAUGAGGGCUCGGGGCCCUAGGCAGCCCUUCCUGCUCUCCUGAGACUACGGGUGCCUCUGGCAGCAACCUCCACGCUCGAGGGGGAGAGUCCAGCCUGAUGCCCACCCUAGCCCUGCCAUGGGAGCCACUGCCAUGACCUGCUUGGCCUGCCCGCACCCCUCCAUCAUCCAGCACAAUCGCCACCUCUCUGCUCCUCCACCCCCUUGACCUCUCUCCCCUCCCACUCUCUGACCCCCACUCUGCCUCUCAUGGCAGGGGCAGGAAAGGGACUGUCACUGGUGAUUGACCCAAGGGGCCACCCCCACAGAGGCCAAGGCUUCCCAAGGAAGGCCCAGGCUGGGCAGAGAGAGAACACCUGCUGGGGAACCUCCAGAUCAAGAGACAGUGAAUCCUGCACCACGUUCUCAGACCCUGCCCCGCCCCCCUCCAACCCCUGCUUGCAGCCUCCUCCUUCUAGUGCAAUAAAGCUCCUCGUAUGUU
This is a messenger RNA of Zalophus californianus (California sea lion), 2138 nucleotides long. It is a transcript of the gene LSP1, whose product is annotated as lymphocyte specific protein 1. The record is from RefSeq and is a predicted model, not a curated record. Bases 572 to 1678 code for a protein of 368 amino acids. Gene Ontology annotation, molecular function: actin binding. The transcript has 12 exons. Gene Ontology annotation, biological process: signal transduction. NCBI's taxonomy places the organism in Eukaryota, Metazoa, Chordata, Mammalia, Carnivora, Otariidae.